AUGUCUCAAAGGAAGAUUUGUCCGUUCUUCCAGGCCGGAAACUGCAGAUACGGAUCGAAAUGCAGAAAUCUCCAUAUCAAAAGUUCGCAAGAAGAUCUCAAAAGCUUUAUUUCACCGGGGUCUUUGAACACAAAGACAGAGGAAAUCAAAAAGAACGUCAAUUCGAUUUUGCCCGAUGUGCGAAACGGUGCGGUUCUCACCUCCUAUAGCUUGGCUCCUCCGGCCAAUGUGAACCUCAUCAGUGGCAGAGACAUGUCGUUUGAAGAGUUGCGGCUACAAUAUUACCAAAACAAAGAUUCGGCAGUGUUUGAGUAUAACUGUCGCAAACAGGAUAUGAUCAAGUGUCUGGAACGCGUCAAGACAGAGGCGUACAAAGGAGCGCGGUAUCUGCAACUCGCUGCAGAGAAGCCGCCCCAGGGUGUGAAAAGCUUCAUUGACUUCCCAAUUGAUAUGAACGCUCAAAGCCAGCCCAACGCUUUUGGAGCACCUCGUCAAAACUCGCCGUUCGGGGCGCCAGCCACAUCAAACGCCUUUGGAGGCGCCAGUAUCUCGAACCCGUUCCAGAGCUCUGCCACUGCCAAACCGAAUCCAUUUGGAGCCAACUCUAUCGCCAACCCUUUCCAAUCCGCAGGGUCCUCAGCUUUUGGCACCGCAUCUAACACAGGCCCAUUUGGACGACAAACUGCGACAGCCCCUGCUAAUCCGUUUGGAUCCUCCUCCACCGCUCCCUCUGCUGGCGCCUCAGCAUUCGGCCAGUCCGGAUUCGGCCAGGCAUCAUCACCAUUUGGCAGCGCAGCUGCCAAGCCCAACCCGUUCGGAAGCGCAAGUACAAACCCAGCACCAAGCCCGUUCGGUGCUACUUCCCAUACAGCGCAGCCGACGUCAGGGUUUGGACAAAGCGGUUUCGGAGCGUUUGGCUCCCAAAAGGUAAGCCCUUUCAACCAGGUAGCCAGCCAGCCUGCUAAGCCGACACCGUUCGGCCAAACAUCGUCGAGCCCCUUUGGUCAGCCAUCAACCACUCCAGCGGCGCCGGCCGGUGCAUUUGGUCAGUCUUCGGGACCGUUUGGACAAUUGGCAUCAAAUUCUAAUUCGUCUACAUUAACUAAUAAUAGUCCGUUUGGACAACCGUUUGGCAAUUCGGCAGCAGCAUCUGAGCCGUUCAAACAGGCAGGGCUCGAAGAACCGCAGACACAACUGGCGGAUCUCCCAGACUCGGUCAUCAACGAGUUUAAGGCCGACAAGUUUACCAUCGGCCAGAUCCCUGACGUUCCACCACCUUUGGAAAUGCGCUAG
Molecule: messenger RNA, 1293 nt
Organism: Ogataea philodendri
Lineage: Eukaryota; Fungi; Ascomycota; Pichiomycetes; Pichiales; Pichiaceae
Exons: 1
Coding region: 1-1293 (430 amino acids)
Molecular function (GO): metal ion binding
Source: RefSeq, a predicted model, not a curated record